GUGAAAGAUUACCCUGCAGAAUCUAUGCGUAUCGCAUAUAUGCCCGUAUAAUCACUAUUAUCGAAACAUUCGAAACUCCACACUUCGCAGAAGCUGUUGAACGCGGUAUCGUUUUGACGCGCGCGCAACGAAGGUUGGGAAAAUCGUAUCGAACUGUCAGCUUGUGGAUCAUGUGUUGUGCAAUCACCGUUUGAUGUCUUACGUAAAAUAAGUGCUCCAUACUCCAUAAUGUCGAACAAACCUAAUAAUAAAUCUAACGCAAUCGACGUACCUGAGAAGAAACAUAUUGAACAACGAGAGUCCAUUGUAAUUGAGGACGUACCAAAUGCGAAAAUUGCCGAUUUUGAAACGGCGAUCACCGUCGCCGGAACUGGGAAAUUUCAGUAUCUUCUCAUCCUUGCGAUUAUCCCGGGCUCCUGGGCAUCGAGCAUAGAUACGGCUAAUAUGUCGAUGAUACUCGCAUCGGCGGAGUGCGACUUAGGAUUGACACUGUUCCACAAAGGACUCUUGAAUGCUAUUAUCUAUGUAGGUAUGGUGUUGAGUGGUUUUAUAUGGGGAUACCUGGCUGACGUUAAAGGAAGGAAGAAGAUUAUAGUAUAUGGCUAUAUGGCAGAUGGUAUUUGCAAUGUACUGUCAGGAUUUUCACAGAACUUCGAGACGCUCGUGUUCUUCAAAUUUCUGAGUGGUCUCAUUGUGAGCGGUCCACAUGCUACUCUUAUGGCAUACUGCUCGGAAUUUUAUGGCGCCAGCGGUAGAACAAAGAUACCAAUUCUCGUUGGUUUCUCAGUUUCGUUGGGAUGUGUCGUAAAUGCAGCAUUGGCUUGGCUAGUGGUUCCUCAACCGUGGUCAAUUGUCCUUUGGGAUGGUGCCUUUGUCUAUAAUUCCUGGAGAAUCUUCUUGUCCCUCUGUGGGGUACCGACAUUGAUAGGCAUUGUUUGCAUGUCUUUAUUCCCAGAGAGCCCUAAGUUUCUGAUGACGCAGAAUCGCAAUGAAGAUGCUCUUGAAGUUUUCAAGAAGAUCUACAGUGUGAAUACCGGUUUGCCGAAAGAUAAUUAUCCUAUACACGCCUUGGGCGAUGUGAAUUUAAAUAGGGCAACCGCAGAGCAAUCAAAAUGUCAAAACGGUGCGAAGGCGAGCUUGAAGAGCGGAAUUCAGCAGAUGAAGCCUAUUUUCUUGAAUCCACAUCUCUCGCGUAUUUUAUUACUCGUUACUAUACAAUUUUGUGGAAUGUUGGGCCUCAAUACGAUUCGCCUUUGGCAGCCACAACUUUUUGCGACAAUAAACAAUUUUUAUAGCCUUGAUACGAACAUAACUAAUCCUACCUUUUGCGAAAUAUUGGACUUCUCGAUGUCUAUUAAUGCAAAUGAAACUGUCGCACUAGGAGGAACGUCAAGCUGUGAAAAUAUUGUUGUGUCCGAUUCAAUGUACCUGGACACUGUUCUUGUCUCGGCUACUUCUUCUAUCUUCAUACUCUGUGCCAGCGUCUUCGUUCAUUUUCUGCAGCACAGAUAUCUGUUAAUCAUCAGCUAUGGAUGCUCGCUUUUGUGUAUGACCGCUUUAAUCUGGUCUACAAAUACAUUAAGCACCCUUAUUCUCACGUGUUUAUACGUUGGAUUAUUGAGUAAGAGUUUGAACGUUGCGAUCGGCGCGACUGUUCUGCUUUUCCCUACGUCUUUGAGAGCCAUGGCAGUAAGCAUGGAAAUGAUAAUAGGAAGAAUCGGAUCUAUGACUGGCAAUCUCUUAUUCCCCGUUUUACUUGAGCACGGCUGUAUAGCACCGAUAAUUAAUCUGGUCUGCUUCUCUUUGGUAUGCAUGUUUCUUACGUGUUUCCUACCAAGUACACGCAAGCACGCGGUGUAAGUCACGCUGAAAGAUCGAGAGAGGAUAAAGUUUCAGACAAGUCACAAAACAAGUUUCAUUUCUUACGAGCGUCUCCGUAAUAACGUCUCCAUUUGAGGAUUCACGAUCGCUUAGCCGAGCCAAACUGGAGGCUCCGAAGACCUGAAUCGAAGCUUAUCGCGAGCUAUGAUCGAGCCCAUAUGAGGGCGGACAAUGGCCAUGCAUAUACAUGCACCACACAACGAAAGACUGCAUGAGACCUUGAGUUUCACUUUCGACACAUCCUGGAGAGCCCUCCAGCCUUCACCCACAUGCUCAUCCCCCUCUAUCCCGCGCUUCUCCUCGUGUGGACGCAGAGCUUUAUCGCAGAUCUCAGGACCUCGCCACCUCCGUUGAUCGGUGCAAUAAAAUGUACCGACGUGAACUUGUACGCCUGUAGUAAGUCUUCACCUCGAAAAAAAUCAGAGAAAAAGGCGCGAACGUGGCGUGAAUCUUUAUGGCUGCAAUCAAUUGAAUGUAUUGUUAUCGUGUUUUGCCUCCGAUUGAGGAUUAACUCAGAGAUGCCUUGAAUACUUUUGGAUGUGCUUUAUUAUGUGUGAAUUAGGUAAGUAAGUAAAAAGCACAGCGCGUUUAUGUUUAUACUUUAUGACAUUAACUUUUACAUAUAAACGCAAUGUGCGUAAACAUCUAUACUUUAUCAUGGGUGAUUAUCUCGGGAAUUGUCGCACAGUAAGCCAGCGAUUAUAGGAUUUGUAAAUUGCUCACGUUCUUUAUUUGCACGUCGGAAAACUGUGAUACAAUUUAUGAGAACUAUUAUUUUCAGACAAAUAUGUUGACGGCAAUACGUGUACAUUUUAUAGCGUACAGUUGGUUAUUUCAGAAGAUGAUAAUAUCACAAUUAUAGUUUAUGCAAGUGUAAUACAAUUGAUAUCACGAAUGCAAAACAUAUUGUAUAAGUGUACAUGUAUAUACGUAUAUGACACAAGAAAUACAUGUACAAUAAUUAUUCUCUACCACAUAA
This is a messenger RNA of Vollenhovia emeryi, 2860 nucleotides long. RefSeq names its product synaptic vesicle glycoprotein 2B-like. The coding region runs from base 229 to 1860 and encodes 543 amino acids. Gene Ontology annotation, molecular function: transmembrane transporter activity. NCBI's taxonomy places the organism in Eukaryota, Metazoa, Arthropoda, Insecta, Hymenoptera, Formicidae. The record is from RefSeq and is a predicted model, not a curated record. Gene Ontology annotation, cellular component: membrane. Gene Ontology annotation, biological process: transmembrane transport. The transcript is spliced from 11 exons.